UGUGUGCUGCUUUCCAGUGCCGUAGGAAAUUGCAGGCGUAACCAAGAACGACAUGUAGGAUGGUGAAGUACUACUGAAAUAUUUGAAGGUGAUAGUAAAGCACACGACGAACCACAAAAAUGUUAGAAAAACGUUCCAAGACAUCUGACUUUGUAAAGUGCAUCAAGUGGCGCUCUUUGAGUUCAGCGUGAAAGUUUCCGAGGGGCCUUGAACGCAUCACCCAAGCAGAGGACAAGCAGCCAGUUUCAAGCGCCGCAUCAGACAGGCAUGUUUUUUCAUCAUCGCUUAGUUUUGGGUCAUGGCUAAACAGUACGACUUCUUGUUCCGGCUGCUCAUGCUCGGAGACUCGGGGGUUGGGAAGACUUGCAUGUUGCGCCGGUUCACGGAAAGUGACUUUGACACUACACACAUUUCCACCAUCGGAAUUGAUUUUAAGAUGAAAACACUGGAGGUAGAUGGAACCAAGGUGCGAGUACAGAUAUGGGACACAGCUGGUCAGGAGCGCUAUCAGACCAUCACCAAACAGUACUACAGGAGGGCGCAAGGUGUCAUCUUUGUCUACGACGUCACAGACAAGCUGUCCUUUAAGCACAUAGCCAAGUGGGUCAGUGAUGUGGAUGAAUAUACUACCCAAAAAAUGGAGACCAUAUUGGUAGGAAACAAAUGUGAUGAUUCACUCAGGAGGGAAGUGUCAAAGAACCAAGGAACCAAGUUAGCAGGAUCCUAUGGGAUGGAGUUCUUUGAAACCAGUGCCUCCAAGAAUAUCAACAUCAGUGAGUCAUUCGAACGUCUGACAGAACUCGUGCUACAGGCUCACAAGAGGGACGUGGACAACCUGUUGGGAUCUCUGGACAGCUAUCUGGAUAAGGCAGGUCUGGAGGAAGACAAAGAGAGCACAGUCCCUCACCUUCCUCAGAGGAGCUGCGCCUGUUAGAAACAAGAUGGCCAUCAUGGUGCCACAGCUUAUAGUUGAAGGCGCUCUGACUUGAUUCGGUCCCCCUCUGCCCUCUUUGUGGAUGCUGUGACUUGUUGGCCCAGGGGUUUAAUGAAUGGGUUUCACUUUUUGCAAGUUUUUUUUUUUUUAUCACACUGUGUUAAAUGCAUUUAGAAGCAGCUACCAGCAGAGGGCCAAUUUUGUUCCAUGAUCGCUGAAUCUUAAAGCUGCUGAGGUUCCCGGAGAACACGGUUUUGUGUAAUAAAACUAUCCAUACCCACAAUUUCCUCCUUUAAAAUACAGGUUUGCACCGAGCAGCUGCUUCGUCACUUGUUCUUCAUAUUUUGUUAAUAUAUAUUUUUUUAAAAUUGAAUAAUUUGGUUGGUGCUGUAGAUGAAUUGUGGAUUCAAAUCAACAAUCGUUUAUUUGAGGAGGGCGGAGGAAGAGGAUGGAGGCAAUGACGAAGAAGCCGGAGGACAGAGCUGAAUUUUUUACACCUCGAAAUUCAAACCCAGCAGGGGUGGAGUUAUUUACAUAAUUUACUAUCCUCCUUUGACGGAGACUCUGUCGUGCCAUGUUCGAAGACCUUGAAUGCUUGCUCAUGCAUUAUCAUCACGAAUGUGUGCAUUUGCGUUACAAAUGUGAUUGGCAUUGUGUGCUAAAGGAGUGUUACCGCUCUUUGAAGUAAUGUACUCAGGCUCUGCCAAGUUGCCACUUGUAUGUAAUUUUUUUUAAAUGAUAUGUGCAGGUUGUUACAAAAAAAAAUAACAAAACCACUGUACGGGUUAAUAAAUUAAAGUUUUCAUAUUAAAGCUAA
Molecule: messenger RNA, 1751 nt
Organism: Maylandia zebra (zebra mbuna)
Lineage: Eukaryota; Metazoa; Chordata; Actinopteri; Cichliformes; Cichlidae
Product: ras-related protein Rab-15
Molecular function (GO): GTPase activity; GTP binding
Source: RefSeq, a predicted model, not a curated record